Molecule: messenger RNA, 531 nt
Organism: Monosiga brevicollis MX1
Lineage: Eukaryota; Choanoflagellata; Craspedida; Salpingoecidae
Exons: 8
Coding region: 1-531 (176 amino acids)
Biological process (GO): DNA-templated transcription
Cellular component (GO): RNA polymerase III complex; RNA polymerase II, core complex; RNA polymerase I complex
Molecular function (GO): DNA-directed RNA polymerase activity; DNA binding
Source: RefSeq, a predicted model, not a curated record
AUGGCUGAGGAGGCAUUGAAUCAGAGCUUGCUCUACCGGCUCUGGCGCGUGCGCGUCACACUUGCACAACUCUGCCAAGACCGUGGCUACGAUGUCAAGUCGGAGGAUUUACUGCUGACUCGUGAAGGCUUUGCGGAACGCUUCGGCAGCCAACCUCUAAAUGAACAACCGCGCCGCAGUGAUUUGGACUUUGUCGUCCAGCGUGCCAGCGAUCCCACCGAUCAACUUGGCGUGUACUUUGCCAAUGACCCCAAAGUGGGCAUCGCCGUUGUGCGCGAUUUCUUUGAGGAGAAAGAGCUCGUGGUCAACGUCACAAAGCACGAGCUGGUCCCCAAGCAUUUCCUACAGACCCCCGAGGAGAAGGCCGCGCUGUUGGAGCGGUACAAGCUUAAGGAGCAACAGUUGCCUCGCAUCAAAGUGACAGAUCCCAUUGCCCGGUACCUUGGCCUUAAGCGCGGGCAGGUGGUCAAGAUUAUUCGUGAAAAUAGUCCAACAGCCGGCCGCUAUGUAUCCUAUCGCCUCGUCUUUUGA